This is a messenger RNA of Malania oleifera, 1621 nucleotides long. Its product is annotated as nuclear transcription factor Y subunit B-3. Gene Ontology annotation, cellular component: CCAAT-binding factor complex; nucleus. The record is from RefSeq and is a predicted model, not a curated record. Gene Ontology annotation, molecular function: RNA polymerase II cis-regulatory region sequence-specific DNA binding; DNA-binding transcription activator activity, RNA polymerase II-specific; protein heterodimerization activity. Lineage: Eukaryota; Viridiplantae; Streptophyta; Magnoliopsida; Santalales; Ximeniaceae. The transcript has a single exon. Gene Ontology annotation, biological process: regulation of transcription by RNA polymerase II. The coding region runs from base 629 to 1312 and encodes 227 amino acids.
AAUCUCAUUUUAAAUACUUUUAGAUAAAAAAUAAAAAAUUGAAUACUUAUAGUCAAACGAAAAAACUAAUAUCUCACAAAAUUGUAAAUAAAAAAUGUUUCAAUUAUCUUUUCAGAAAAAAUAAUUAAAAAUAAGUUAUUUAACUUAAGUCAACAUAAUAAACGGCUGUGGGGACCAAAAGGGCCUCUUGUUACGCUCUACUCGGCUGCAGCCAGCCAAGAAGCAGCAAGCCACCAGCGAGAGACAGUAGUACUGCAGUACUGAGCCAGCUGAAGAAGAUUCCGAAAGCCUCACCAUGUUCGGCAUCUUUCAGCCGUCAGAUCUCGCUGCCCCACUAGCAAUCCAACCGCAGGAAACUAGCCCACGUCGACCACGCUUAUCGAGAAAUAAACGGCCCUCGAAAACCCACGUGUCGCACCCGAUGCGAUAUUAGACCAACGAUCCAACGGACCUGGCAGGCCCUUCUGCAAGAACACCCCGAACCCGGACUGCUGUCCGUCCCGGCAUAGUGCCCAAACCCUAGCUCCGACCGCCAACAGCUCCGGCCACGCCAUAAUUCAGAAAUUUGGAACCUUAAUUUUUAUUUUCUUGUUGUUAUUUAAAAACAGUACAGUGUUUCAACGAUUUGAUGGCCGAUUCGGACAACGAAUCUGGCGGGCACAACAACGCCAACAACGAGCUGUCGGCACGCGAGCAGGACCGGUUUCUGCCGAUCGCAAACGUGAGCCGGAUCAUGAAGAAGGCGUUGCCGGCGAACGCUAAGAUUUCGAAGGACGCGAAGGAGACUGUGCAGGAGUGCGUGUCGGAGUUCAUCAGUUUUAUCACCGGAGAGGCGUCGGAUAAGUGCCAGAGAGAGAAGCGGAAGACAAUCAACGGCGACGAUCUGCUAUGGGCCAUGACGACACUCGGAUUCGAGGAUUAUGUGGAGCCCUUGAAGAUAUACCUCAACAAAUACCGGGAGAUGGAGGGCGAGAAGAGUUCCGUGGGACGGCACGGGGAGAAGGACGGCAGCUCGGGUGGCGGAGGAGCCGCUGCGGGCGGCGGAGGGAGCGGGGGCGGGGUCAGCUCUGGGAGCGGGGGCGGCUACAACGGCGGUACGAUGUACGGCGGGAUGCAGCCGUCUAUGAUGAUGAUGCAUCAUCAGGGACAAAUGUACGAUUCUGGAGCGUUUCAUCAGAUGGCUGUGGGUGGUGUUGGCGUUGUCGGAGGCGGCGGUGGUGCGAAGGGUGGUCCGGGCAGUUCGGGCAGCGCCGGUGGCGGCGGAGGAGCUUCCACAGUGAGGUCAAGGCAGGUGCUGGAUUCUGUGAAAUGAUAAAUGACUGUUUUGUGCUUCUUAAUUUGCUAUUUUUCAAUCAUUAACUACUGGGACUUGGUGAUAGAUAUCUUUAGCUUUUCUUUUUAUUUUUAAUUAUUUUACCUGUUUUCUGCUGUGUUUUCUUGUUGGUGGGUAGGUGUUGUAAUUUUUGAGACCUGAAAGGUCAUAUGUGUAAUUAUGGAUUAAAUUAAGGGAGCAUAAUGCAUAGUUGUAACAUGUAAUGUAGCUGCCUACCUUAGUCUAAUUCAAGGGCAGAGAAAAUUGACCCAUAUUUAAAUAUGUAUAUAAUAUUAGUAUGUUUGGAUA